AUGCCCUCCCAGGGCACCUCCCUUCUGCUGGCCUUGAUGACGUUCGUGACGCUCACCUCAUCCGUGCUGUACUACCUGCAGCAGUCUGACUUGGCACCAAGCCUACCGGCAGCGCGGGGCCACGCCGCGGCUCCGGCCGGCACCUGGAUCGACCUCCCAGUCAGCACGCGGCCGCGAAAGACAGUCCUGCUCUACACCCGGCUGCAGGGCACCUUCGAAAACUGGCGGCGUCGCUUCGGCGAGAGCUUCGACGAGUGCCGCUGGUCGCGCUGCGAGGUGACGACCGAGCGGGCCGCGCUGCCCGCCGCCGACGCGCUGCUCUUCUCGCUGUACGACCUGCGACCGGACGAGCCGCUGCCGCCGCACGGCCGGGGCGCGCGCGGCGCGCACGGCCCGGGCCGAGCGGGCGUUGUGGCGCAGUGGCGCCGGAAGGUGGGCCCGCGGGUGGCCCCCGUCGUCUGGGUCAGCUCGCACUGUCACACGGAGAGUCAGCGCGAGACCUACGUGCGCCAAAUGCGAGACACCAUCGACAUCGACGUCUACGGCGAGUGCGGCGAGCUAAGCUGUCCCAUCACGAAGAAGGGCUUUUGCAUGCGUCUGUUCCAGCAGCACUACACGUUCAUGCUCGCCUUCGAGAACGCGCUGUGCGAGGACUACGUGACGGAGAAGUUCUUCAACGCGCUGCAGUACGGCCUGGUGCCGGUGGUGCUGGGCGGCGCCAACUACAGCCGGCUGGCGCCGCCCGGCAGCUUCGUGGACGCGCAGCAGUUCGCGUCGCCGCGCCACCUGGCUGAGCACCUGCUGCACCUGAGCGGCGCGCCGGCCGAGCUGGCGCGCCUGCACGCCUGGCGGAACCACCACCGCGUCUACAGCGGCGAGCGUCACUUCACAUGGUGGAAGUGCGAGCUAUGCCGGCGGCUGCACGAGCGGCGCGCGCACGUUCACCACACGGACAUGUACCGGUUCAUGCUGGGCGAGCAGCAGUGUCAGGGCUCGUGGCAGGCGGCGCUGGCCGCGCGGUACGGCCGGCUGCCGCAGGACGACGAGGAGUGA
Pollicipes pollicipes is the source of this 1053-nucleotide messenger RNA. Its product is annotated as 3-galactosyl-N-acetylglucosaminide 4-alpha-L-fucosyltransferase FUT3. Gene Ontology annotation, cellular component: membrane. The record is from RefSeq and is a predicted model, not a curated record. Gene Ontology annotation, molecular function: fucosyltransferase activity. NCBI's taxonomy places the organism in Eukaryota, Metazoa, Arthropoda, Thecostraca, Pollicipedomorpha, Pollicipedidae. The transcript is spliced from 3 exons. Bases 1 to 1053 code for a protein of 350 amino acids.